Achroia grisella is the source of this 3702-nucleotide messenger RNA. RefSeq names its product protein CLEC16A homolog (gene ema). Gene Ontology annotation, biological process: endosomal transport; endosome to lysosome transport; regulation of autophagosome maturation. The transcript has 17 exons. The record is from RefSeq and is a predicted model, not a curated record. Gene Ontology annotation, cellular component: endolysosome membrane; late endosome. Lineage: Eukaryota; Metazoa; Arthropoda; Insecta; Lepidoptera; Pyralidae. The coding region runs from base 247 to 3618 and encodes 1123 amino acids.
CAUUCAGCCAGCCCACAGUCUCAAACUUUGAAUCGACUACAAUAAUUAAAUAAAUACAAUGUUAUUUCAUUAAUGUUAAUGUUAAUUAAAAUAAAAACAGUAUAUUAUAAGCUUUACUUGUUUAUAAUUUCGGUAGUGUUAAAAUCAUAAUGCGUAAAUAAACAGAAGUGACGACUUGGACAAUACCAUAAAAGAAUAAAAAUGUGUUGUUUCCUUUGAUAGCAGUGGUCUCGUUAAAAUAAAAUCAUGUUUAGGAGUCGGAGCUGGUUUGGUGGUGGAUGGGGACGGCCCAAGAAUCCCCAUUCGUUGGAGAGAUUAAAAUAUUUACAUAACAUUCUGUGUAAAAACACGACAGUUUCCGAGAGUAAUCGAGGUACAUUAGUGGAAUCCCUGAGGUGUAUAGCUGAGAUAUUAAUAUGGGGAGAUCAGAACGACAGUUCAGUAUUUGACUUCUUCUUGGAGAAGAAUAUGCUAUCAUACUUCUUGAGGAUAAUGAGACAGAAGUGUGGUGGCUCAUCUUUUGUAUGUGUGCAACUGUUGCAGACAUUAAACAUACUGUUUGAAAAUAUCAGGAAUGAAACAUCACUUUAUUAUCUACUGAGUAACAAUCAUGUUAAUUCAAUAAUUGUGCACAAGUUUGAUUUCUCUGAUGAAGAAGUUAUGGCUUACUAUAUAUCGUUUUUGAAAACUUUAAGCCUUAAACUGAACAAUCAUACAAUACAUUUCUUCUACAAUGAGCACACAAAAGACUUUCCUCUCUACACUGAGGCAAUAAAAUUCUUCAACCACACAGAAUCAAUGGUUCGCAUUGCAGUCAGGACGCUGACUCUCAAUGUGUACAGAGUGCAGGAUGCAAGCAUGUUGCGGUUUAUUAGGGACAGAACUGCGGCGCCGUACUUCAGUAAUUUGGUCUGGUUUAUCGGUAAACACAUAUUGGAAUUGGACGCGUGUGUCAGAAAUGAUGCUGACCAUCAGUCUCAACAAAAAUUGGAUGACUUAGUUGCCGAACACUUGGACCAUUUACACUAUAUAAAUGACAUCCUUUGUCUCAACAUUCCUGACUUAAAUGAUGUUCUAACAGAGCAUCUACUUCACAAACUUCUUGUACCUCUCUAUAUAUACUCCUUAACAUCUGAUUCUGUAAGAAAAAUUGCAAGUACCACACAGUAUAAUAGAGAUCAUAUACAGAGUAUAGAAGUUAUAACUAGAAAUCUGGAAGCGAUACUGAAAGGGAAAAAUACAGAAGUCUCCCCAGGGAGAAUAAAUUUUCCAAGAAGAAUGGAGUCGGAAGAGGAGAAUAAACCUUCGGUCUCUUGUGUAGUCUCUCUAUUUCUUUUAUCUCAAGUGUUUCUAAUAAUAACGCAUGGUCCAAUAGUCCACGCAUUGGCCUGGAUCAUUUUACAGUCAGAUUUAUCAGUAUUUGAAGAUGGUGCUACUAAAAUACUAGAAAUGUACAUUAGUAAUGCAAAAUCGAAUGUUAAGUUAGAGUUUUCGAAACCGCAGUUGAGUCUCGAAAAAGCUUUAGAGAGUACAUCUGGUCAUGACAGAGAUUAUACCACGCCAGACUACAGCGGUCCUAAAGCAUUUGGUUACGAUACAGACCAUUCCAGUUGUGAUCUCGAUCCAGAAUUAGUGUCUACGUCCUUGCCGUCCACUUCACAAAUGAGUGAAUCCUCUAGUAUUGCACACGAUUCCACUGAAGAUUUAGUUACACAAAUACACACCCUGAAAUCUAAUGUGUUAGUGUCGCCAAAAGAAAACAUGCCAGAUUCACCGUUACCUGAAUCCGAAAUUGAUUCAAAUGCAAAAAAACCAUCUUCGGAUCUGAAUAAUAUAACGGAUGAAGAGAAACAGAAGUUACUUGGUGCUACGCCUACCACGUCUAGAGAAAGGACUUUGGCAUUAGAUAGUAUAUUGGAGAGAGAAAAUAAAGAGAUAGAAAAGCGGCCGUUUUUGAAGACUAUACUAGAUUCAUUAGACUGUAGUGAGAACGAUUAUAAAGCGCUAUUUGCUCUGUGCUUAUUGUUUGCAUUGAUUAAUAAUAAAGGUGUGAAUACAGAGUUGUUAGAUACACUUCUGUGUCCGGAACCUGAGAUUGUUGGUGCUAUACCCAGUAGUUCAAGCUUAGAGACUGAGACGACAUCUAAUGAGAGCAGAGAACAAACACCAACACUUGGUGUGAGAUGUUCGAUGCAAAGUUUCAAUACUUUGCUAAUUUCUAAAUUAAUGACGAUUGCUUAUUCGAGCUGUAAGCCUGCGUCCAAAGUCCGGCUAGUAACGUUGGAGUUGAGCGUUACGCUAAUGCGUAUAGCGAUGCAAGGCGCUUCCGGAGUGGCCGGGGCUCGCCACUUAUCCGCAGCAGACACACUGCGAGCCCGCGCCGCAUCGCUCGCGAGGAACUUCUACAAGUGUGAUGACAUAUUCCUCGAUAUGUUUGAAGAUGAGUAUUGUGAAAUGAGCAAGCGUCCACUGAACGUAGAAUGGCUGUGUAUGGACGCAGCAAUAUUAUUACCACCUACCCGAACGCCCAUGUCGGGUAUAGCUUUUGCUAAACGGCUGCCUAGUGGGGAAAUGGAAAGGGCUAGAAGAGCAAUUAGAACUUUCUUUCUAAUACGAGACCUAUAUUUGAAGUUGACUGGAAAAUCUGAGACGCAACUUCCUCUGACUAACCCGGCGCCAUUUGUUCAAGUUGGAGAUGUUUUAGAUCUUAAUGAUUCAGAUCUUAUAUCAUGUGACAUAAUACAGAAGGACGGCACUUGGCAACACAGGUUCUUAGCUGUGGACAAUAUACAGAUAAUAUUGGUAGAACCAGACAAACAAAGGUUGGGUUGGGGCGUAGCGAAGUUAGUUGGCAGCCUGCAGGACCUAGAAAUACAAGGCGAUAAAGAAGAUCCUCGCUGCCUCCAUCUAACAAUUCACAAGCCUCGUGUGGGCGCCAGUGGUGCCCUGCCACGGACAGUAUUACUUCGCGCCAAGUUCAAAUUCGACGAUCACAUUCGUAGUAUGGCGGCGAAACAGAGAUUGACAAAACUAAAAUUCAAGGGUCGCACGAAGUCUCGCCAGAAGAAGAUGCAGCAGAUCGGACGGCUGCUGGAGGUGUCGGGCGUGUCCGCGCCGGCGAUGGCCCCGCGGCAUCGCCCGCUGUUCUCUCGCCCCGGACUCACCGCCGUCCGACGGUCCACGGGUGGAGAAGGUGAUGAUACAGAGCGAAGGCUGCGUAGACCGAGCGCACACAUGCUAAAAGAUGGCAUUGUGGUUUAUAGAGAACGCACCACAAGUCGAGAAAGAGUUCUACCUUGGUCCAUUCCAACAAUUGAUUUAAGUAAUAAGGUGUUCGCAGUUAUGGAUUCUCUGAAAAGCAGUGUAUCCCGCAAUAGUAGCGCCCACGCGUCAAGGGAAAGUUCUCCUAGGUCGCGCUCUGAAGAUAUACCCCUCGAAGACAUCAGGAGGAGUAGUAAUGUGGUGACGAAGAAUGAACCCAUCGCUCCUGUUAUACAAGCGAGCCAGCCGAGUACAUCAUCACAGAUCCCAAAGCCAGUAAAUUCCUCUGAAGAGACUUCUUUUAUAUCAGCGGAUGCACCGCGAUCGAAGCGCAAGGGGCUUGUCGAGACCAUUUGAUAUUAGCUACAAUAUAAAUGACUAUAGAAAUAAACAUCUUAAAUCCUGUUACAGUGAGUUGAAUUUACAGUAUCAAUUAACAUU